Melanaphis sacchari is the source of this 1672-nucleotide messenger RNA. Its product is annotated as probable tyrosyl-DNA phosphodiesterase. Gene Ontology annotation, biological process: single strand break repair; double-strand break repair. The record is from RefSeq and is a predicted model, not a curated record. The transcript has 9 exons. Gene Ontology annotation, molecular function: single-stranded DNA binding; double-stranded DNA binding; 3'-tyrosyl-DNA phosphodiesterase activity. Gene Ontology annotation, cellular component: nucleus. Lineage: Eukaryota; Metazoa; Arthropoda; Insecta; Hemiptera; Aphididae. The coding region runs from base 207 to 1604 and encodes 465 amino acids.
AGUAAUAAGUUCUAUAUUUCUAUUGCCUAUUUAUUAUGUUGUUUCUUGUUAGUUGUUAUUCGUCAUUUUGAUACUUGUGGAGUCGUGGCUUUUUGGCCUUUUUCGGCUGUUUGAAAACUUUAAUCUUAUUACAAUAGUUACAUGAUUUCUGACUUUAGUGAUAUAAUUUUCGUAUCCGUAUUAAUUCACGUGCGCCACACUAAAAAAUGGCGUCUGGGUCUGAGUCUUUGAAGCGAAAGGCCACGGGUCCUGAUUCGUAUAUCGAUGAAGUAUGGAAAUUUACGAAAGGAACGGUCGACAAAAAGUUGGAGAAGUCCGAACCUUUCCGGAUAUUUAUGUCUCCCAUAGAAUGUGAUCCAGGAACACACACUGAAGAAUUAACACUAUCGUUUCCAGAACUUUUGGACCAAAGUCUCGGUGAUUUGACUGAAUCACUUCAUAUAAACUUCAUGGUUGAGCUUGGCUGGUUUCUUGCUCAACAUUUCAUAACUGAUCAAAAAGGGAAAAAUAUUACACUUUUAUAUGAACAUUGUGAUGAAGAUUUAAGUGAAUUAGAUUUAAAAAAGAAAAUUCCUCAUUUAAAACAUAAAAAAAUAAUCAAUAAAAAUGCUUUUGGUCAUCAGCAUAGUAAGGUAUCAAUGUUUGCUUAUGCUGAUGGUAGUUUACGAGUUGUAGUUAUGUCUGCUAAUUUGUGUGAAGAUGAUUGGACCAGAUUCACUCAAGGGAUUUGGGUGAGUCCAAAAUUUCCAUUAAAAAAAGAGGAUGAUUUGUCAGAUGGUAAUUCAAAAACUGAUUUUAAAAUAGAUAUUUUACGAUAUUUAAAAUCUUAUAAUGAACAAUUAUUAAGUCAUUGGAUAGAAAAAGUUGAAAAAGUUGAUUUCAGUCAAGCAAAUGUGUUUUUCAUACCUAGUGUUCCAGGCAAGCACCAAGAACAGUUAUGGGGUCAUUUAUAUUUGAAAAGUAUUUUGGAAAAACAUGCUCAUCUACCUUUUCGUGUACCAUCAGAAUGGCCUAUAAUAGCACAAUGUUCCUCUCUGGGGUCUUUGGGUACUACAGAAAAUGGAUGGUUAAAAUCAGAGUUUAUCAAUAGUCUAUCAGCAUCUACUUAUUAUGAUCCUUCAAUAAGAGACGGAUAUCCUGUUCCCUUCAAAUUGAUUUAUCCAUCUGAAAAAAAUGUUUUGAAUAGUUGGAAUGGACCAUUAGAUGGUGUCUGUUUGCCUUACAAUAAGAUGACACACAAAAAACAAAAAUGGCUUAAAAGAUACAUGUGCUCGUGGGAGUGCUAUUCACGGAAAAGAUCAAAGGCCAUGCCUCAUAUAAAAACAUACUGCCGAGUUUCAUCUUGUUAUUCAAAAAUGUCUUGGUUUUUGUUGACUAGCGCUAAUUUAUCAGUAGCUGCUUGGGGCAGAAAACUUAAGUCAGAAGAUCAGAGUAACUACAUAAUGGCACAUGAAGCAGGAGUUUUGUUAUUGCCUAGUUUUGUGACUGGAACAGAUACAUUUCAUAUAGACCCAAUCGAAAAUAGUAAACCACUAUAUUUCUCUUUCCCUUUCGACUUGCCAUUAACUACAUAUGAUUUAGAGGACGAGCCUUGGACUAUUUAAUAUUAAAUACAUUCAUUAUAAAUAAUUUUUUACACUUGUUUAUAAUGAAAUAAUGUAUACUUUCUAAA